GUAAGAAGAAGAAGUAUUACGUUAUUUUUUCGGAUCGGACGUCGGAGCAGCCGAGCGGGCUGCAGGCAGUGAGACCGGGACUCUCGUACCACGCGCGCCGCAUGCCCGUCACACAAAACGAACAGUUUCUAUUUUCACGUGCCGCCGAUUCCACAGCGUGCACGGUAUUCUUUUCUUUUGUAUUUACUGGGUCUAUCGAUCGAAUGGAGUCGAAGCGGACUUAGCAGGGUAUUAAAGCGGAAUAACAGAAAAUACGGAAACAUGGGAACGAGAGUGGCAGCAGCGCAUUUCUCGGACAAGACGUUUGCUGGGGUGCCACAGCUGCUAGAAGACUUACAAAAAUUGGCCGACGAUCAUGAAUCAGCCGAUAUUGUGUUCCUUAUUGGUCGGGAAGAAGUACCCGUUUAUGCCCAUCGUAUAAUCUUAAUGACGAGGUGCAAAAGCUUCCAGUCGGUGAAGCGGAGUGAGAUAUGUCGCAUACCCGGUUGUUCCGUAUCGCCGUCCGCACCCGGGACGCCGACCCCCAUCCGGUUGCCGCAGUUCCAGGGUGAGACUUUCAAACAGUUCAUCAAUUAUGUGUACACAGGCAAGAUCGUUUUACAAGAUAGCGGGGUUUUCGAAAUGCUCACGCUGGCUCAAGAACUUGGUGUAGAAGACUUGCAAAACAAUUGUGAAGAGCACGUAACUUCAACCAUGUCCGUGUUGAACGCUUGUACAUUUUUGGCAGCAGCGAUGGACAUACAGGACAGAGCUUCCAGUGGAAAGGGAGCAAAGUCCUUCGUCGAUCGAUGUGUUUCGUUUGUGGGCGAAAACGCGGCGAAAUGCGUGAAAACCAACACGUUCCUGAACCUACCCAAGGAAUCCCUGAUCAAACUCAUAUCGUCAGAUUGCCUAGCGCUCGAAGAGGAGGACGUAUGGCGAGCCGUGGUGAACUGGGCGAAAUUUCAUGCGGGCGUGGUGCAGCGGACAGCUCACUGGACCGAAGAAGAACGAGCCAGGGUGUGCCAACACUUGUCCGGAGUCAUCAAUCACGUCAGAUUAUUGUUGAUAGACUCUCAGGUGUUUGCCGAAGAAGUGGAACCGACAGGUGCCGUGCCCAUAGAAAUGUCUCUGGAACGGUACCGUUUCGCAGCGUUACCGAACAAGUUCAAAGAGAUAUCGGACGACCAUCGUCUACAACCGCGAGUCAUGCUCAAGUUCUUUUCGGGAUCUCAUAUUUUAAGUCAAGAUAAAACCCACCUGCAACGUGUGUUGAACCAGUGGUACGGCAGUGUGAAACAGUGUUGGAAGUUGAUAUACAGAGCGUCUACCGACGGGUUUUCCGCCGAAUCGUUUCACAAGCACUGUGAUGGCGUGUCGCCUACCUACGUUUUAGUAUUGGGCGUGAACGGCUGGCUGUGCGGAGGAUACAGUGACGUACCGUGGGGUAAGAGUCACACCAAGGGUGCUUACAUGGUGUCCGACAAGAGCUUCCUAUUUUCGCUCAGCACCACUCAAGACACCCCACCGAUAAAAUACGAUAUUGUUAAAAAACCUUACGCUAUUUGCUACCAUCAAGAGAUAGGUCCGAUAUUCGGGGCAGGCGCCGACUUGCUGAUCGCCAACAAUUGCAACGCGAACAUGGACAGCUACAGCAACCUGCCGCACUCGUACGACGGCGAAAACGCGACGACCAACUCACUGAUGGGCGACUACAAUUUCACCGUAGCCGAUUACGAAGUGUUCACGCCCGUCUCAUCAUCGAAAUGAACUAACCCUGCCUACACGUUUUUGUCCACCAGACAUUGAUGACUGUGCUGUGGUUUGAUAUCAUAUUAUAGCGAAUCAGAAGAGCAAACUGAUCAAAAAUAAAAUAAAAACAAAUGUUUAAAAAUGGACAAAAAAUAUAAUAUUAAACUACAACUACAA
Myzus persicae (green peach aphid) is the source of this 1908-nucleotide messenger RNA. RefSeq lists its product as uncharacterized. Bases 262 to 1749 code for a protein of 495 amino acids. Gene Ontology annotation, molecular function: protein binding. The record is from RefSeq and is a predicted model, not a curated record. NCBI's taxonomy places the organism in Eukaryota, Metazoa, Arthropoda, Insecta, Hemiptera, Aphididae. The transcript has 10 exons.